AUGACAAAGUUCGCAGCGGCUCUCAGGAUCGGCUUGAAGAGCAUAUUUUUCAUGCGGUGGUGCAGAGUCGCUAUCUGUGCUGCAAAUGCCAUGGCUAGAUCGACGGAAUUGAGGUGCAAGGCUGUGUCUUUAUCCGAGAUCUUCGAUUUCGACUGGGCCAAGUUAGCAGUGUUUGGACUUCGAGGAAGUUGUAAGAGCGGAGAUGGUUUGGUCGUUCGCCAUGUAUCAACAAUUCGUGACAACUUCAAAGGCUCAUUAUUUGCGACUUUUCGAGGCGGUUCAUCGUAA
Arabis nemorensis is the source of this 288-nucleotide messenger RNA. NCBI's taxonomy places the organism in Eukaryota, Viridiplantae, Streptophyta, Magnoliopsida, Brassicales, Brassicaceae. The record is from the annotation of a GenBank genome assembly.